CGCCUCUUUUCUCCUCCACGGAGAGCAGUCGGUGUGUGCAGUUGUAAUCCAUCCUGAGUAAUUCACUUGCGUGGGGAAGGCGGACCAAAAAGGGCGUGAACGCACACAAAAGAGGCACGGAUAACGGAAAAGACACCAGACGGGACCAGCGCGCGCGCAGACUGCUCGGCUUUCAUUACUUCAAACACACCGGACUCCGUUGAACCUCAAGAUGAGCACCCUGAGACCGUUCGAACCGGGACCUUUAGUGGAGAUGAUGCGGAUGAUGGAGAUGCACGAGGCGCGCACGGGCAGCGAUGCUUGCCGUUACGGUUCCCCGAUGGCUUUUGUAGAAUGAGAGUUUGGGUAAGCGCGCAGAGAUGUCGGUGCCUUUGCUGAAGAUCGGUGUGGUGCUCAGCACCAUGGCCAUGAUCACCAACUGGAUGUCCCAGACUCUGCCAUCACUAGUGGGACUGAACACCACCAAACUGACCGCGGCGCAGGGCGGCUAUCCGGACCGGAGUAUAGGAGUUUUACCCGCUAACCCAGAGGAGUCCUGGCAGGUGUACAGCUCGGCUCAGGACAGCGAGGGCAGGUGUGUGUGUACAGUCGUGGCACCUCAGCAGACCAUGUGCUCGAGAGAUGCCCGCACCAAACAACUGCGCCAACUACUGGAGAAGGUGCAAAACAUGACGCAAUCAAUUCAAGUGUUGGACCAGCGGACCCAGAGGGACCUGCAGUACGUGGUAAAGAUGGAGGAUCAACUCCGUGGCCUGGAGACCAAAUUCAGACAGGUGGAGGAGAACCACAAACAAAACAUCGCCAAGCAAUACAAGGCCAUAAAGGCAAAAAUGGCAGAGCUGCGUCCGCUAAUCCCCGUCCUGGAGGAGUACAAAGCUGAUGCUCGACUGGUCCAGCAGUUUAAGGAGGAGGUGCAGAAUCUGACUGCGAGUCUCGGCCUCCUCCAGCAGGAGAUGGGAGCCUAUGACUAUGAUGACCUGCACUCACGCGUGGUCAGUCUGGAGGAGCGGCUGCGAGCAUGCAUGCAGAAACUCGCAUGCGGUAAACUGACCGGGAUUAGUGACGCAAUCACUAUUAAAACAUCCGGGUCCCGCUUCGGAUCCUGGAUGACGGAUCCUCUCGCUCCUGAAGGAGAUACUAGGGUGUGGUACAUGGACGGUUAUCAUAACAACCGCUUUGUGCGGGAGUACAAAUCCAUGGCGGACUUCAUGACGUCAGAUAACUUCACGUCCCACCGGCUCCCACACCCCUGGUCUGGAACAGGUCAGGUUGUCUACAACGGCUCCAUCUACUUCAACAAGUUCCAGAGCAACAUGAUCAUCAAAUUCGACUUCAAAACCUCCACCAUGAGUAAAUCCCAGCGACUGGACAACGCCGGCUACAGCAACACCUACCACUACGCUUGGGGCGGACACUCCGACAUCGACCUCAUGGUGGACGAGGGUGGGCUCUGGGCCGUCUACGCAACCAAUCAGAACGCGGGAAACAUUGUCAUCAGCAAGCUCCACCCAAUCACCCUGCACAUCAUCCAGUCCUGGACCACUAAUCACCCGAGGCGCAGCGCUGGGGAGUCCUUUAUGAUUUGCGGGACGCUGUAUGUGACCAACGGCUACUCGGGAGGGACAAAGGUCUACUAUGCCUACCACACCAACUCCUCAACAUACGAGUAUAUCGAUAUCGUUCUGCAAAACAAGUACUCGCAUAUCUCCAUGUUGGACUAUAACCCGCGGGAUCGAGCGCUGUACGCUUGGAAUAACGGACAUCAGGUCCUGUACAACGUUACGCUUUUCCAUGUCAUCCGCUCGGAGCAGCUGUAAACGUGGAGGAUUUCGUUUGGAGCUUCAAAUAAAAAUAUGGAACAAGACAAUCCUUUGGAAUGUCCAUCAACAGAUUGUUACACAAUGAUGUCCCUUUUUUGGUCUUGUUUUUUUAGUAUAAAUAUUUAAACAAUCUUAAAGGGAUAGUUAAAAAUACAAAAAUUGUAAUUCUGCCAUCAUUUACUCACUCUUCAAUUGUUCUAAAUCAGUUUUUGUUGUUCUGUUGAACACACAAGAAGAUAUUUUGAAUAAUGUUCGAAAUCUGUUAUCAUUAAUGCUGGUUUAUACUUCUGCGUCGAGUGAUCGGCAUGACCCACGGCGCCUUACUUGCGCGUAGUCGUGCAUUUACACUUCUGCGCGCAGUCUGUGUUGCUCUGAAAUGAUACUUUCCAAACGCUAGCUGGCAGUGAGGUUUUUAGGGUCCUCUGUGUCGUGUUCCUUCGCCGGUGUUUUGUUUUUUCUGAAUGCUACCUUCAGUGCUUAAUUUGUAAAUGAAUAAUUCCCAGAACAAACCAGGAAAUAAAAGUUACCGUGACUGAUUCAGUUUUCCCAAAACAUAACGUCAUUAAAUAGUGAUAUCGCAAAAAAGAGCAUCACAUUUCUGAACGCUCUUUAAUUAUUGUGUGCCAUAUAACGUUAUAGGUCAGUCAUAGAUAAUAAAAACAUGCAGCUACAAACAUAAAUCAUAAAAACAAUCACUAUUCAGUUUACUUCACUGUUAUAGGCCAAGUGAAAAUAAGAAUUAAAUGACUCACUCGGUCUAAUCUUCAAGAAGAGAACCACAGUUACCUCUUCUUUCAUGUUCUGUAGCUGACUUGAGAUCGCUUUGUUUUUGUAUCCUGAUCCAUUGGUGCAGUUUUAUCAAGAUCUCGUUUGAUCAGGCUCAUUAUCAGAUUUACUUUAAAAAAUGAAAUGCGGGACUGCCUCUUUGCCAUUUUGAAAAUACAGAUAUUAUUUAGGCAGGCCACUGUGACAUUAUUCAUUUUCGCUGAUCACUACAUGCGGAACAACAAUCACCAACCAAUGAGAGUGUUUGUAAACAUAAGAUAAAUAUUGAUGGGGGCCAAUAGAUUAACGUGACUUUUGCUUUAACUUUUGCAUGGUGACUAUCGUCAUGUGUGUGUGCGCACACGGAAUCCACACAGCCUUUUCUUGCUCUCUCACACACACACGUAGGUGUUCACCACGCAAAAGUUAAUGCCGAAUCUAUUAAAAUAAAUACCGGAACGCAAAACACAAAUAUCUGACAUUUUCUGGAACAAGAUCCAGCUCAAAUUAAGCACUGGCUACCUUAAUGUACAAGAAGCUAAAACUCGCAAACACAAAACAAAGGUAAAUACAAAACAGCAGUUUCCAUCUAAAGCUCCUUUACUGGACUCGACACUUGUAAACGCUCUCUGCCUCGCUUUGUCACAGCUACCAAGCCGACCAAUCAAAGAGCCUGUGCUACGUAUUGUUAGGACGUGUAGUUACAUUUUUUGAGAGGUGUGUGUCAGCCACAGUGCGGGUUAUGCGACCGCUUGAAGGCUUUGCCAGGGCAUACGCAUGCGCUUGAUGCAGAAGUAUAAAACAGCCUGCUACUGUUACUGUAAACUUUAUUGUCCCCUUUUGGGGUGAUUUAUUCUGCAGUGUAAAAGAUUUACAACGCAUAUAUCAUUCCACACACUUAAGGCAAACAUUACACAACAUUAAUAGUACUAAAAACAGUGGCUACCUCUUCCCAUUAAAAUUCAGUCAAUCAAUCGCACAAGGAACAAAUGUAAAUUUAAAUCUGUUGGUCCUUGCCAGAGGGACCCUAUACCGAGAUCCUGCGGGAAGAAUUUGAAAUGAAUCCAAAAGAGGAUGGGAUAUAUCAGAUGUUGUCUGAUGAGCUUUCUUUAACACCUGAAUUUCAUACAAAUUGGAUUACCUCGUCACUUUUACCCCUAAUACUUUUCUGCAGGUAUUUAAAACCUUAGACAGUGAGUUCUUCUGUUUUACUUUUAAAGCAAACUAACAAUUCAAUCAAAAGGUUCAAGCGAAUUCUAUAUAGUCAUUAUAAAAUGCCACCAUCAAUGUGGCCUAUCAAUAAUAAACUUUGGUAAUUUUCACAGACAAUAAAGUCUUUGUUGGUCUGUCCACAGACUUUCAGUAUUUUCAUUCAAAUUGAAUUUAUUAUCAAUAAUAGUACCUAGGUACUUAUAACUUUCAACUCAUUUAAUCUUUAUUUCUAUAGCGCUUUUACAAUGUGGAUUGUGUCAAAGCAGCUUAACACAGAAGUUCUAGUAAAUUGACACUGUAUCAGUCCAGUUUUCAGAGUUAAAGUU
Messenger RNA from Danio aesculapii, 4123 nucleotides. It is a transcript of the gene olfm1b, whose product is annotated as olfactomedin 1b. Bases 360 to 1817 code for a protein of 485 amino acids. The record is from RefSeq and is a predicted model, not a curated record. NCBI's taxonomy places the organism in Eukaryota, Metazoa, Chordata, Actinopteri, Cypriniformes, Danionidae. Gene Ontology annotation, biological process: signal transduction. The transcript has 6 exons.